ACAUGUAGAGGAUCUUUUCUUUCUACACACUAGCAAUGCCAAAAAAAAAAAAGAAAAGGACAAAAUGGUCAACCAUUGCUUUGAAGCUGAUCGUUUUGGUUAACACAAAUUCAAAGAAAUGGCUCCUUUCAUAUCUAUGCCCGAAAGAAAUUGAACAGAUUUUCGCUGUUAGAGUAAACGAAAUGGGAUUCCAGUCCCAACAAAAAAUAAAGCUUCAUCCGGGAGAAAGAAAGAGUCCUUCUUAGUUAUGAAGUUAGGUUUGAGGCUUCAGCUUCUUGCUUCUUUGUAGUUUCAGCAAAACUGAGCUCUUUGAAACUUUCCAUCGAUUCCUCACAUCGUCAUUCUCAAGAUCAGUUACUGUUAUUAUUGUUAUUAUUUUUUCCCAUGUCGAUUUUUGUUCAGCCUGAUUGGAGUUUUCUGCAACUGGGUAUUAUGCUCUCCAUGUGUUCGAUGAAUUUCCUGAGUGACACUUAGGAUCUUAUGCAUGUUACUGAAAUCUCUCACCAUUGGACAGGUCACUAUAUAAUCUGAAGAAGAGCUCAGAGUGGCAAAUGGAUUUUUAUUCGACGGUGUUCAUACUUGUUCAUCCCAAUGGAUAUGUAGAAGACACUGUAGAUGGACCCUUUCAAAGUUCGGAGCCUUUGUUGAUGAGCAUUCAUCGUCAAAAGUCUCUGCUUGAGUUGAAGAAUCUGAUAUUGAGGAAUAUGGGUGAACUUGAAAGGAAGCAGAUAUCUCGAAUGGCGUAUAGGUUGCAUGUUAAAAUUGGUCCGCAAGCAUCCGACUGUCAGGUUUUUUGGCUCAAGUCUGACCAAGACAUUCAGUUGAUGUUUGGUUACCAUGACUCAAAUUCUGAGUUGCGGUGCAUAGAGUUGUAUGUUAAAGUUGAAGAAGACACGAUUAGUUCAGCCAGUUCAAAAGCCAAUCCGCAAGUUGUUCAAUCGGAGAAUAAUGUUGGUAGAGGAGCAAAGAGAGUACAAUCACCAGUGACAUCCCCAAGUUUUGCGUUCCCCAUCCUUUUUGAAAAUUCAGAAACUGUUGAUGGAAACAGAAGCAACAUUUGUGCAAGCCCAGCUAACAUGGCCUCAGGAGGUGUUGCAGUGGACAAAAUCCUUCCACCUAAGACUGGGAAUUUUAGGGGUGCCUGCAGUGCCUUUCCACCUCCAACUUCAAAGAAGCAUUCAUUUGUGGGCACAGGUGCUGAUCUAGGGCAUCCACCUCAGCCAAAAAUGCAAAAAAUGGUGGAUGGCAAAGGGAAGCCGGUUGAAAAUGGUGUGCUGCUCCCCACCAUCGAGGAGUCUGAUGUGUACUCCAAACACUUUCAAGCCCAAGGUGUGUGCCCCAACUUAGAGCCACCCAUCACCUCCAACCCUCAGAUGGUGCUAGAAGGCCGAGUUAAGGAAUUGGAGAUCCGCCUUGAGUCAAAAGAAAACGAGAGAGCUGCCUUGGAGGAAUUGAAGGUUACUUUAACUGCCAAGAUUAGUAAUAUGGAAAACAAGCUGAAGGAGGCUGAUAAGGAGAAGUCACAGUUAAGGGAGAAGGAAACAGCAUCAAGAAGGAGAAUUGAGCAGUUGGAGGCAGAGGUCAAACAUCUAGGAUGUUGCGUCCGUGAAGCAAAGGAGAGAGCACACAGGAACAUCAUGGAGCAAGUGCAUCAUCUGGCUCCGGGUAUCGACUUUUCGCGUGUUCACCCUGAUUAUCAAGUUGUCAAUGGGGAGAUUGUAAAUCCUAACAAGGAUAGUGUAAAUAAUCCUCCUUUAUCACAGGAUGUUGCUUCUCAUAAUGUAAAUAACCCUCCUUUGCCACAGCAUGUUACUUCUCAAAAUGUAAAUAAUCCUCCUCUAUCACAAAAGCAGUCUCAAGAUGAACGUCACCUACCAUACCCUGUACAAGCUUCUCUUCAAAAUUCUCAGACAGUUGGAAUUCAAAAUUUGGGAAAAGAUCCUGUUCCUAAUAAUGAGGUAGCCAAAACACUUAAUCCCAGCAGCGAAUCUCAGCAGUAUGCAAAGUUGCAUCAAAUAAGUAAUCAACAGGCUACAGUCAAUGAGCAGCGAGGAGGCCAAAUUAAUCGUCAAAAACAGGUACCAUUUGGCAUGUUUCUACCUAUCUUGAUACCUCAACUUCCCAAAGACCGAGCCAUGCAACUUCAAACUCUAUUUAGUAAAUUGAAGAAAGACGAAAUAGCAAAAGACAGUUUUGUGCGGCUUAUGAAAGGUAUUGUAGGGGACCAGAUGCUUAGAUUAGCAUUGAACAAAGUACAAGCUCAGCUACAAGCACAGACAAGACCCAACCAAGGACCUGUGAGGCAGCAGCAACCUGUUCGGAUGGCCACUGUUGACUUAGGUGCAAGACAAUUAAAUGAUCCCCAUGCUUUAGCUCAGCUUCAUCAGAGAAGUAUGAAUGCAGCUGCAGACCAAUCUCGUAUGACUUCUUCAGCUGUCCAAACUAUGGAGAACAAUGCUAGAAAAUCUCAGGAAUUGGAUGCUAGAAUGGAAACUCAGGGUUUGCAACCGAGCCAGUUGUCAUCUUCCAAUUCCAUCAGUGUUAGUCAGGAAGCAGAAAGAUCAUCUGUUCAUGUACACGGGCUUAAUAAGCAGCCGCAGCCGCAGCCUCAGCAUCUACAUUUCCCAUCAGCAUAUGGCAGUAGUGGUGGUAAUUAUAGGCCUUUUUCAGGGCCAGCUAGUAGUUCUGCUUCAUCUAUCAGACCACCACCACAUGAGUCACAUAUGAGUCAAAUUCCACAUCAAAGCACUGGUCCCAAUCACUUAGGUGGGGCAACACAAGGCUUCAUUGGUAUGCCAAAACUCGAACAGCAGAACUCUUUGAAUGAUCCCAAGAGGCUGCCGGGUGGCUCUGUUGCUCUAUUAAACAAUCCGGCAUCCCAGCAAACUCCAAAUGCAUGGCAACCACCAUCAAACAAAGAUCAAAGUUCAGGCUUCUUGUCAUCUGGUUCUUAUGUCAAAAAGGAACCUAGCGACAUGCCCACUGAGCAGCAACAUAGGCAGAAUAUUUCUAAAAUCCAUGGACUGCCUUCAGCUAAUUCUGCACAAAUCGAACAGGCAAGUGCCAAUCAAGGAACUGUAAAGGAUGAGUUCUCAAGGGGCCUUCCAGUAUCCACAAGUAUGGCACCUACAACAUCUACUGGCUUGACAUCACUCAAUUCUGCUUCCCCUUCUGGAAUGGCCCAACUAGAUCCUAGUGUCUCAUUAAGCACCCAGGUGCCAUCAAACACUUCUGGAAUUACUGUGAGGGCACCUGUGAAAAAGCCUUCUGUUGGCCAGAAGAAACCACUUGAAGCACUUGGUUCCUCACCUCCUCCUCCUCCAAGUAAGAAGCAAAAGGGAUCUGGGGGGGGAUCCGUUGAACAAAGCAUUGACCAGCUUAAUGAUGUCACUGCUGUUAGUGGAGUCGAUUUGAGGGAAGAGGAAGAGCAGUUAUUUUCAGGCCCCAAGGAGGACAGUCGGGUUUCAGAAGCAACUCGAAGAGCUGUGCAAGAAGAAGAGGAAAGGCUGAUUUUGCAGAAAAUUCCACUCCAGAAAAAAUUGUUUGAGAUUAUGUUUAAGUAUGGCUUGAAGGGUGUGAGCAAUGAUGUGGAGAGAUGCUUGUCACUGUGUGUGGAGGAAAGAAUGCGUGGACUGAUAAGUAACCUGAUUAGAAUGUCAAAACAGCGGGUUGAUUUUGAGAAGACAAGACAUCGGACUGUUGUCACCUCAGAUGUUCAGCAGCAAAUCAUGACAAUAAAUAGGAAAGUAAGAGAGGAGUGGGAGAAAAGACAGGCAGAAGCAGAGAAGCUUCGGAAGCAAAAUGACGUUGAUGGUAAUGCUGGAGCUGAUGGUGACAAGGACAAGGACGAGGGUCGUAAUAAAUCAUCAAAGGUGAACAAGGAAGAGGAUGACAAGAUGAGGACAAAUGCAGCAAAUGUUGCUGCCCGUGCUGCUGUUGGGGGAGACGACAUGCUCUCAAAGUGGCAACUUAUGGCCGAGCAAGCCAGGCAGAAACGUGAAGGCGUGACGGACACGUCAUCUGGUUCUCAACCAGCUAAAGAUGCAAGUCGCAAAUCUUCAGCAUCUGGAAAAAGUACCAAGGAUAAUCACGAAGGGGAUAAAAAAGGUUCUACUAAUUUUGCAACUUCAGGGGCUAUCAGAAAACAUGGGAGAAAUAAUUCCCUUGUGACUCAAACUAAGAUUGCCCGAAGCAUCUCUGUCAAGGAUGUAAUUGCUGUGCUCGAAAGAGAGCCACAGAUGUCGAAAUCGUCGCUCAUUCAUCGCUUGUACGAGAAGAUUCAUUCUGAUGCUCAACCUGAGUGAAGUAGAAUUACAGAGGGAGGUGAUCAUGAAGUUUUACCACUGAUUUUCUUAUCAUAUGCUUACCAGCAGAAAUCAAAAGGUCUCCUCAAACGUGUGUGUCAUUGACUGAGUUCAAUCCAUAUAGCCAGGGUAGUUUAUCAGUUAAUUUUGAUUUUCUCUUAUUUAAUUUUGCUUAUUUAUCAGUACUAAUUUGGAUUUUAGAGCAGUUAAACAUAAGUUUGGCAUCCAUCCUCUUGGCUUGGUCUCUGGGAAAAGAAUGUUAAAAGAAAAAUAUAUUUUGGUUAGGAGUUAUAGUAUUUUGAUAUAUGAAGUAAUUUAUGUGUGUUUAUUUUAAAAAUGAGUUUGUCAAUAUUAAACAAGUAAUCUGAAUUUCAGGUUUCAACACAAUUAAACACGCAAUGUAACUUGUUUUCUUCAGCA
Messenger RNA from Arachis duranensis, 4724 nucleotides. Its product is annotated as transcription initiation factor TFIID subunit 4b. Gene Ontology annotation, cellular component: transcription factor TFIID complex. The transcript is spliced from 14 exons. Gene Ontology annotation, biological process: transcription initiation at RNA polymerase II promoter. The coding region runs from base 552 to 4304 and encodes 1250 amino acids. Lineage: Eukaryota; Viridiplantae; Streptophyta; Magnoliopsida; Fabales; Fabaceae. The record is from RefSeq and is a predicted model, not a curated record. Gene Ontology annotation, molecular function: protein heterodimerization activity; RNA polymerase II general transcription initiation factor activity; DNA binding.